Messenger RNA from Hemisphaericaspora subhashii, 525 nucleotides. Its product is annotated as mitochondrial 54S ribosomal protein uL13m. NCBI's taxonomy places the organism in Eukaryota, Fungi, Ascomycota, Pichiomycetes, Serinales, Debaryomycetaceae. The record is from RefSeq and is a predicted model, not a curated record. Gene Ontology annotation, biological process: translation; negative regulation of translation. The transcript has a single exon. Gene Ontology annotation, cellular component: mitochondrial large ribosomal subunit; ribosome. Bases 1 to 525 code for a protein of 174 amino acids. Gene Ontology annotation, molecular function: mRNA binding; structural constituent of ribosome.
AUGUCUCAGAGAAUAGGUGUAGCAGCUUCUGCUCUUACUAGAGUAUGGCAUCAUGUUGAUGUUGCCGCUGAAAAUAGAACUUUGGGUCGUUUAGCAUCAAGUAUAGCAAUGGCAUUAAUGGGAAAACAUAAACCAACUUAUUCUCCAAAUAGAGAUCAUGGUGAUUACGUUGUGGUAACUAAUUGUUCUCAUUUAAAAGUAACUGGUAAUAAAAUGAAACAGAAAACUUAUUGGUCCCAUACUACACGUCCAGGUUCCUUGAAUUUAAUCCCUAUGGAAAGAAUGAUUGAUAAUAAAGGUCAUUCUGAAAUUUUAAAGAGAGCCGUCAAAGGUAUGAUACCUAAAAAUAGACAUAGAUUAGUAAGAAUGGAUAGAUUGAAACUCUAUGAUGGUGACGAACAUCCUUAUAAAGAGAAUUUGAUCGCAUUCGCUGAUGAAAUUCCAGAAAUGAGGGCCAAGCUUAAGGCCUUAGAAGAAAGUGAAGCUGAAAGAGAAAGACUCAGAAAACAAUAUUUUAGCGUCUAG